AUGUCCGAAACAACUAUUCCUACUAAGGAAAUUUCACCCGCACCAGAGAAUCCUUCCAACCAAGCCCAAAAAGAGGCAGUGGAUGUGCAAGAUAGUAAUGAACAGGCUGCUGAAGCGAAAGUUGAGCAAGCUGAAGUAGCUGCUGAUCAAGUGCAAGAAGGGAGUGCUAAUGGGGACGAACAACCACAAACUACUAAUGCUGCUAGAAAUGCUGAAAAUAUCGUUGUUGCCUCUGCUUUAGAAGGUGGGCGUGAAACUUCGAAUAAGAUUCUUUACGUGGGUUCGCUUCACAAGUCCGUUUCCGAAGAUUCAAUUAAGGAACUCUUUGCUGUGGCUGGUCCCGAUUCGAUCCAGAGUGUCAAACUUCUUAAUGAUAAAAAUAAGAUUGGGUUCAACUACGCAUUCAUCGAAUUCGAUAAUAAUGACUCCGCCACAGCAGCAUUAACCCAAUUGAAUGGAACUGUACUAGCCCUGGCAGAGCUUAAAAUCAAUUGGGCUUUCCAGUCUUCAAAUGUUAUAUCCAAUUCUGACCAGAAUGGUGGAUAUUCUGACCCGAUGUUCAACAUCUUCGUGGGAGACUUGCUGCCUGAGGUAGAUGAUGAAGCAUUAAAUAAGGCAUUCCAAAAAUUCGGCAGUUUGAAGCUGGCAAGAGUAAUGUGGGACAUGCAAACCUCGAGAUCCAGAGGCUAUGGGUUUGUAAACUUUAGCGAGCAGCAAGAUGCAGAAGAAGCAUUAAGGACAAUGAAUGGAGAGUGGAUCUGUGGCAGAGCUAUCAGAUGUAAUUGGGCCAGUCAUAAACAGGUUCAAAAUAGCCAAAAUAAUGCCCAACCCCAGUAUGGGGUGAGGAGAAGAUUCAACAGUAACAAUAACAGUCAUAAUAAUAAUCAUAAUAAUCAUAAUAAUAAUAACAAUAGUAACAAUAAUAAUAUUGGAAAUGGGCAUAAUGGGCAUAAGUUCAAUGGAUACAGGCUGUACAACAAUACCCCACAGUUUGAGCAAGGUGAGCAGUUCCAAUCUCAGGACCCUAAUAUUCUUAUCCAACAAUUGCAAAAUCAUGGUCAACAUCAGCAACAUCAGCAACAGCAACGCCUUCAGCAACAGCUUCAACAACAGCAUGAAUCUAUCAAUGGCCAACAAUAUCCCUCCAAUGAAAAUUUACCUGAAGCCGACUUCCAUGCUCUCCAACAUGAACAGGAAAACAAUAACAACAACGGUAAUAAUAGUGUAAUGCCUCCAAGCAAUAUGCCUGUAAUGUCUCCACAAUCUUAUGACAUAGUCCUUAGGCAAACACCUUCUUGGCAGACCACGGUUUAUCUCGGAAACAUUGCGCAUUUCACACAGCAAGGAGAUUUAAUCCCGUUAUUGCAAAAUUUUGGGUUUAUUGUCGAUUUCAAAUUCCAUCCUGAAAGAGGUUGUGCAUUUGUUAAAUAUGAUACACAUGAGAGAGCAGCAUUGGCCAUAGUUCAACUUGCGGGUUUCAAUGUGAAUGGAAGACCAUUGAAGUGUGGAUGGGGUAAGGACAGACCUCCAAUGAACCAUCAAUUUAAUAACUUCAGAGGUCCACUACCGCAAAUGUACCAAAGACAAUAG
Molecule: messenger RNA, 1590 nt
Organism: Dujonia railenensis
Lineage: Eukaryota; Fungi; Ascomycota; Pichiomycetes; Serinales; Debaryomycetaceae
Source: the annotation of a GenBank genome assembly